Messenger RNA from Umbelopsis ramanniana AG, 1443 nucleotides. RefSeq lists its product as uncharacterized. The transcript is spliced from 7 exons. Gene Ontology annotation, biological process: adenylate cyclase-activating G protein-coupled receptor signaling pathway. The record is from RefSeq and is a predicted model, not a curated record. Gene Ontology annotation, cellular component: heterotrimeric G-protein complex. Gene Ontology annotation, molecular function: GTPase activity; GTP binding; G protein-coupled receptor binding. Lineage: Eukaryota; Fungi; Mucoromycota; Umbelopsidomycetes; Umbelopsidales; Umbelopsidaceae. The coding region runs from base 262 to 1323 and encodes 353 amino acids.
CCCCCCCCCCCCCUCCCUCUCCAUUCUCCUUUCCGUUCCCAAGCAUAAGAGGAUUGAGUGAAUUACUGCUGCAAUUGGUUUCGUCAAUCUGCAUCACAACGUACUCCAAUUACGCCCUCAGUUGUACAUAGAAUUAUUUUUUUGGCACACUAUAUAUUGCGAGGAGGACACCUUCUACCAUUUUACAUCUCCGUCAUCUAGCACUUUAUUCAACAUAACCUUUUUCGCUCGCUCGCUCACCACAACCUGCCUGCCCAUACAAUGGGAGUAUGCUUAUCGACGGACGAAAAAAGUGACCGUGAUCGUAGCCAACAAAUCGACCGUCAGCUUGAAGAAGACAAUAAGAAGUUGAAGCGCGAAUGUAAAAUUUUGUUACUAGGAAGUGGAGAAUCCGGCAAAUCGACCAUUGUAAAACAGAUGAAGAUCAUUCACCAGAAUGGCUACACGACGGAAGAACUCUUCAGCUGGAGACCAACUGUGUACAAAAAUGUUAUCCAAUCCAUCAAAACGCUGGUCACUGCAGCGGGUUUAAUGGGCAUUUGUUUUCAAGAACCUCGGAACGGGGCUUACGCGCAGCAUGUCAUGCAGUUUACCAUUGCCGACAUAACGUCCCCACUUACACCAGAGAUCGUUGAAGCCAUCGUCAGUUUAUGGAGUGACCCUGCCAUCACCCAGCUAUUGGAUCAUAAUGGAAGUGAUUUUUAUCUCAUGGAUUCUGCCCCUUAUUUUUUCAGUGAAGUUCGAAGAAUUGGCAAACAAGACUAUAUGCCCACUGUUCACGAUGUGCUGCGAGCUCGUCAAAAGACGACCGGUAUAAUGGAGACGAGGUUCACCAUGGGCCAAUUGAACAUACAUAUGUUUGAUGUGGGUGGCCAGCGUUCAGAACGGAAAAAAUGGAUCCAUUGCUUUGAGUCAGUUACAUCCAUCAUCUUUUGUGUGGCAUUGAGCGAAUAUGACCAGGUGCUUCUGGAAGCAUCCGGCCAGAAUCGUAUGUUGGAGAGUCUGGUCCUCUUUGAAUCUGUCAUCAAUAGUCGCUGGUUCCUGAGAUCAUCCAUUAUCUUUUUUCUUAAUAAGGUGGAUGUCUUCAAGGUCAAGAUACUGCGAGUGCCACUUGAAAAGUAUUUUUCUGACUAUGCUGGAGGCACAGAUGUCAAUAAGGCAGCAAAAUACAUAUUAUGGCGGUUUAGUCAAGUGAACCGAGCCAAGCUGAAUAUUUAUCCACACUUGACGCAAGCAACAGAUACCUCCAAUAUUCGCCUGGUGUUUGCAGCUAUUAAAGAGACUAUAUUACAGAACGCUUUGAAAGAUUCUGGUAUAUUAUAGACGAAACUGCAUCCAACCCUCCCCCCUUAUUUCUUCACAAAAAGCAUAUACCAUUUUCACCCUUGUAUAUCCCUCUCUAGUAUUCACGUCUUUUGUAAUAAGAAUACUUUUUGCCCUCAA